Closterium sp. Naga37s-1 is the source of this 2457-nucleotide messenger RNA. The record is from the annotation of a GenBank genome assembly. NCBI's taxonomy places the organism in Eukaryota, Viridiplantae, Streptophyta, Zygnematophyceae, Desmidiales, Closteriaceae.
AUGAAGCAUGCCGCUUUCCGCAUUCUCCCUUACGCAUUCCCCCGUCCGCAUUCCCCCUUCCCCAUUCCGAACUCUCGGUCCCGCAUUCCCCCAUCCGCAUCCGCCUUCCCCCUUCCGCAUUCCCCCAACCGCCUUCCCCCUUCCGCAUUCCCCCAACCGCAUUCCCCCUUCCCCAUUUCCCCUUCCAAAUUCUCCCUUCCGCCUUUCCCCAUCCGCAUUCCCCCUUCCGCAUUCCCCCUUCCGCAUUCCCCCUUCCCCAUACCCCCUUCCGAAUUCUCCCUUCCGCAUUCCCCCAUCCGCAUUCCCCCCAUCCCCAUUCCCCCUUCCGCGUUCCCCCUUCCGCAUUCCCCCUUCCGCAUUUCCCCUUCCGCCUUCACCCUUCCGCAUUCCCCCUUCCGCAUUCCCCCUUCCCCAUUCCCCCUUCCGCAUUCCCCUUUCCGCGACGCCCCCCUCCGCGUUCCCCCUUCCGUAUUCCCCCUUCCGCGUUCCCCCUUCCGUAUUCCCCCUUCCGCAUUCCCCCAUCCGCAUUCCCCCUUCCCCAUCCCCCCUUCCGAAUUCUCCCUUCCGCAUUCCCCCACCCGCAUUCCCCCCAUCCGCAUUCCCUCUUCCGCGUUCCCCCUUCCGCAUACCCCCUUUCGCAUUCCCCCUUCCCCUUUCCCCCUUCCGCAUUUCCCCUUCCGCAUUCCCCCUUCCGCGUUCCCCCUUCCGCAUUGCCCCCUUCCCAUUCCCCCUACCGCAUUCCCCUAUCCGCAUUCCCCCUUACCGCAUUCCCCCUUCCACAAUUCCCCUUCCGCAUUCCCCAUGGAAUGCAUUCCCCCCUUCCGCAUUCCCGCUUCCACGCUCUCCCUUCCGCCUUCCCCCUUCCGCAUUCCCCUUUCCGCAAUCCCCCUUCCGCAUUUCCCCCUUCCGCGUUCCCCCUUCCCCAUUCCCCCUUCCGCAUUCCCCCUUCCGCCUUCCCCCUUCCGCGUUCCCCCUUCCGCCUUCCCCUUCCGCAUUCCCCCUUCCGCCUUCCCCCUUCCGCAUUCCCCCCUUCCCAUUCCACCUACCGCAUACCCCAUUCCCCAUUCCCCCUUCCGCAUUCCCCCUUCCGCAUUUCCCCCUUCCGCGUUCCCCCUUCCGCAUUCCCCCUUCCGCCUUCCCCCUUCCGCAUUCCCCCCUUCCGCCUUCCCCCUUCCGCAUUCCCCUUUCCGCAUUCCCCCUUCCGCAUUUUCCCCCUUCCGCGUUCCCCCUUCCGCAUUCCCCCUUCCGCCUUCCCCCUUCCGCAUUCCCCCUUCCGCCUUCCCCCUUCCGCAUUCCCCCCUUCCCAUUCCCCCUACCGCAUACCCCAUUCCCCAUUCCCCCUUCCGCAUUCCCCCUUCCGCAUUCCCCCCCUUCCGCCUUCCCCCUUCCGCAUUCCCCUUUCCGCAUUCCCCCUUCCGUGUUCCCCCUUCCGCGUUCCCCCUUCCGCGUUCCCCCCUCCGCAUUCCCCCUUCCGCGUUCCCCCCUUCCGCCUUCCCCCUUCCGCAUUCCCCCUUCCGCCUUCCCCCUUCCGCAUUCCCCCCCUUCCCAUACCCCCUACCACAUACCCCAUUCCCCAUUCCCCCUUCCGCAUUCCCCCUUCCGCAUUCCCCCCUUCCGCAUUGCCCUUUCCGCAUUCCCCCUUCCGCAUUUCCCCCUUCCGCGUUCCCCCUUCCGCAUUCCCCCUUCCGCAUUCCCCCUUCCACGUUCCCCCUUCCGCCUUCCCCCUUCCGCAUUCCCCCUUCCGCCUUCCCCCUUCCGCAUUCCCCCCUUCCCAUUCCCCCUACCGCAGACCCCAUUCCCCAUUCCCCCUUCCUCAUUCCCCCUUCCGCAUUCCCCCCUUCCGCCGGUCCGACCAUGCUUGCCCCAUGUUUAGGGCAGAUGCAAGGCCCAUGUCUCCCAGGCUUGGUGGUCAUUGCAUCGCUGAGCCCCAGCAGCGUGAAGUGCGCUGAGCAGCAAAAGAACUUCUCAACCCUCACGCUAUUACUCGCCUUCUUUUGUCGCAUCCUCUAUGCACUCCCUCCCCUUCCCUUCCCAGUCUGGGUGGUCAGUGCGUUGCGGCUGAGGGCAGCGACGAAAGCGCUAAGCAGCCCUGGACCUCUCAGCCCACUCUUACUCGCCUUCCCAUGUGAACGAUCUCCUCGGCCUGCGGGUGUGCCGAUUCUGCCGCCAGGCGAACCAAAUUCCAUCUGCUCCAUCUGCCCCUCGCACUGGGGUAGUGCGCUCAGGUACUCGCUCAUCCCCCUUCCGCCUUUCCCCGUCCGCAUUCUUACCGUGGCGCAUCCCCCCUUGCGCAUCCCCCCUACCGCAUUCACCCUUCCGCAUUCCCCCUGCCGCAUUCCCCAUAUUACCCCCGUGUUAGCCCCGGCCCCAUGUUACCCCCAUGCUAGUCUCAUGUUGCACCCCUGCGAGCCCCAUGUUAGCAGGGAGGGAGCUAAUCCCAUGUUUCCCCCCCGCUAG